Rhodamnia argentea is the source of this 1170-nucleotide messenger RNA. Its product is annotated as xyloglucan endotransglucosylase/hydrolase protein 2-like. Lineage: Eukaryota; Viridiplantae; Streptophyta; Magnoliopsida; Myrtales; Myrtaceae. The coding region runs from base 193 to 1047 and encodes 284 amino acids. Gene Ontology annotation, molecular function: xyloglucan:xyloglucosyl transferase activity; hydrolase activity, hydrolyzing O-glycosyl compounds. The transcript is spliced from 4 exons. Gene Ontology annotation, biological process: xyloglucan metabolic process; cell wall biogenesis. Gene Ontology annotation, cellular component: apoplast; cell wall. The record is from RefSeq and is a predicted model, not a curated record.
GAAGAAGAAGAAGAAGAAGAAGAAAAUGGUGGGGAUGUGUUCAAUCCUCACUAUUUUCGCCUAUUUACAUUCGUCUGACGACAUUCGAACAACUUGUGCUCUUCUAUUUAUGUAAUGAACUUCGCUUUGCACUAGACAAAACACGACGGGAACACACAUAGAACACAAGAAUUUGAUCAGAUUGAUGCAGUGAUGGCGUUCUUGAAGUUUGCCAGCUUUCUCCUCCUCCUCCUCCUCCUCCUCCUUUUCAUGGCCCAAGGAGCGGUCAAUGCGGCCGGCGCGAGUCUCAGUCAGAGCUACCAUGUCAUAGCGGGUUACGAUCAUGUCGCGCUUUCAGACGAUGGCCAAGAAAUCCAGCUCUCGCUGGAUGCUGCUUCCGGGUCGGGGUUCCAAUCGUGGAGGAGCUACAGAUCUGGAGUUUUCAAUAUGCAGAUAAAGGUGCCGGGGAGGAACUCCGCCGGAGUCGUCACCUCAUUCUACCUAACAUCGCACGGGGGUCGGCAUGACGAGGUGGACUUCGAAUUCUUGGGCAACCGUGAAGGCAAGCCCAUCUUGCUGCAGACCAAUGUGUUUGCAGAUGGAGUCGGUAAUAGGGAAGAGAGGAUUCUUCUCUGGUUUGAUCCGACAGCCGAUUUCCACUCUUACAAGGUCCUCUGGAACAAUCAUCAGAUCGUGUUUUAUGUGGAUGACAUCCCCAUAAGAGUGUUCAAGAACAACCCAGCCAUCGGAGUGCCCUACCUGACAGAGCCGAUGCAGAUAGAGGCGAGCCUGUGGGACGGCGACAACUGGGCGACGGACAAAGGCCUGACCAAGAUAGAUUGGAGCUAUGCACCGUUCCUAGCCCAUUACCGAGGCUUCGACAUCUCUGGCUGCGUGUUCCGGAGCCAAGACUGUGAUUCCUUGGCCUACUGGUGGAACUCGCAGGAGCACCGGAGUUUGGACGGCCAGCAAGAGAAACAGCUCGAUAAUGUUAGGAAGAAUUUCAUGUACUAUGAUUACUGCACCGACACGUCCAAACACCCCGUGCCGCCACCCGAGUGUCCUUAAGUGAAGGGGGUUGGGAGUUAAGUAAGCAACGAACCUCGCAAAAAAGUACGGCAUUUCCGGCAUCGAAUUGUGAGGUUCACUAUUUUAAAUCUCUUUGAUAGAAUAAACCGUGGAGUCGAGAAC